AUUCUGGAAAGGCCGCUGCGCCCUAGAAAGGCGCCGUGCGGAGCCAGCUACGCUGCCUCCGUAGCGGAUUGCGCUUAUUCGCUACCGAAACUUACGGCGGCGCGCGUCGGGCGGCGCGGCCGGGGGGACGUGGCGGCGGGCCUGACCGCGAGGCCGGGAGGGCGCCGGCAGCCCAGCCGAAAGCAGCCCCGGACGAUUGUGGCCUGUUUUGAAGAUGGUGAUCCCUGACCCCUUUUCGGCAGCUGGCAGGCUUUGAGAAGUCACCAUAUAAGCCUCACCCACCCUCAGCCUUGGCACCAAGACCCCACCAUGUGGCGCCAGGCCAUGUGUGUGGCCUUGCUGGCCGUGGCUACCGGCUAUGUCUUCUGGCUGGACCCUGCUCUGCCAGACCUCUUGUGGGAGUCUCUCUCGGGUUCAUUCCUGUACCAACUCGGGGAGGAUCCUGGGUCCCCAGAGGGCAGCAUGGCAGCAGCAUGGGAUGCCCUCAUCACCCGGCCAGCUAAGCAGUGGAACAAAGUUGCUGUGGGGGUCAACGCCUGCGUAGAUGUGGUCCUGUCUGGGGUGAAGCUGCUGCAGGCCCUUGGCUUCCACGGCGAGGAUGGCAAAGACCACCCCAUCUUGCAUUCCCCUGCGGCUUUGGAAGAAGCCUUUGUCCACUUUAUGGGGAAGGGAGCUGCGGCAGAACGGUUCUUUAGUGACGCGGAUGCCUUCCACCACAUCGCGCAGACGGCUUCUGAUUUUCCUGGUGCGCAGUUAUAUGUUGGAGGAAAUGCUGCUCUUAUUGGCCAGAAAAUUGCGUCUCAUCCUGACCUGAAGGUUCUGCUUUGUGGCCCAAUUGGCCCUAAACUCCAUGAGUUGCUUGACGAGAAUGUAAUGGUCCCUCCAGAGUCUCUGCAAGAAUUAGAUGAAUAUCAUCUUAUUUUGGAAUACCAGGCAGGUGAAGAAUGGGGAGAGCUGAGAGCCCCCAACGCCAAUCGAUUCAUCUUCUCCCAUGACCUGUCUAACGGGGCCAUGAACAUGCUAGAAGUAUUUGUGUCCAGCCUGGAGGAAUUUCGGCCAGACCUGGUGGUGCUUUCAGGGUUCCAUAUGAUGGAAGGACAGGCCAGAGAGCUACGUCAGAAGAGACUCCUGCAGGCUGUAACUUCCAUUUCUGACAUACCCAUGGAUGUCCCGAUCCAUCUGGAAUUAGCCGGUAUGACUGACCCAGAUCUCAUGAGGGAAAUAAUUCACCAGCAGAUCUUCCUUCUUGUGAACUCCAUCGGCUUGAAUGAACAGGAGCUGCUCUUCCUUACCCAGGCAGCCUUGGGGCCUCAUGCCUCAUUAGCUUCCUGGGAUGGCGUUCCAGAUGUGGGUGUGGUCAGUGACAUCAUUUUCUGGAUCUUGAAAGAACACGGGAGGACUUCAGCAAAGGCUUCAGGUCUCACCCGGAUCCACUUUCAUACUUUGGCCUAUCACCUCCUGGCUACCGUGGAUGGGUAUUGGGCCAACCAGGUGGCAGCGGUGGCUGCCGGAGCACGGGUGGCAGGGACGCAAGCUUGUGCCACCCAGACCAUUGAUGUUAGCAAAGUCUUCCUGAAAGCACCCCUGGAGUUCGCCACUUCCAAAAUGGAGGGGGCCCCAAGAGUCUCCUUAAAUCCGAAGGAGCCUGUAUCGGAAUGGCACAGGAAUGGCAUCACUUUCCAUUACACUCCUGUGCUGGUGUGUAAAAGUCCUCUGCGGACUGUUGGCCUCGGGGACGCCAUUUCUGCCGAAGGACUCCUUUAUUCAGAAAUCCAUCCUCAUUAACCACUGAAUUAAAAGAUCACUCCAAAAUUUAUACCGAGCAGAUACAGACUGGAAGUUAGGAUUUGCUCAAGAACCAAAGGGGUGGGGGUGGGGGAAGGGUGCUAUACAAAAGCUGGAUUAUUGCCACAGGAAUGUUUAUAGCACAAUGUAAGGAAUGAGUUGUUCAUCAGAGGGGAAGCCUUUUGGUCAGAGCAAGAAAGCAACGUGGCCUGUGUUUUAAUUAAGUCAAUUGAAUUUGCUGUAAUUUCUAAAGGGGCAUUGUAAGAGGAGGUGGUGGUGCCUGAUUAUCCCAGGUAGGAUAUAUGGAUCCUUGUCAUAGUCAUACCAGCCAGGCAGAAGUAAAAAAAAUCAUCUUCACAUUCUUAGCAGGCAAGACCCAACCUUCUACUUGUUCUGUGGUGGGAUGACCAGUGUAUUCAUCCUUCAGCUUUCCUACUUCCAAAGGUUCACCAGCCUAUAAACAGGAGUCAGGGAAAGGGUUCUCCUCUCAGGCUCACGAAGUUACCAAGGCUGCUGUCAGAAUAUCAAGAGUAUUUCCUUGGCUGUAUAAUGCUAAUUUUUUCUUCCUUUUUCUUUCGUUGUUGCUACUUUCAAAGGCAUUUUACUUCUCUUUUAUCGGCAGGGUGAUUCUUAAAUGUGAGGCAGUUUAUUUUAUCUCCUAACAAAAAAUGUAAUGCGUAUGCAAAGGCUGGGGGCUAGUACUAGAAAGGAGGGUGUACAGUACAGUGGCUGCUGUCUUCUUAGCAUAACGCAGGACAAGUUGCAAUAAAUCUGUGCAAAAUGCCGAAGUAUCUCUUGCUUAAGCCUUAACGUGGCUCCUAAUAAACCACCAUAAACAACA
Molecule: messenger RNA, 2626 nt
Organism: Candoia aspera
Lineage: Eukaryota; Metazoa; Chordata; Lepidosauria; Squamata; Candoiidae
Gene: ADPGK
Product: ADP dependent glucokinase
Exons: 8
Coding region: 310-1785 (491 amino acids)
Biological process (GO): glucose metabolic process
Cellular component (GO): endoplasmic reticulum
Molecular function (GO): ADP-specific glucokinase activity
Source: RefSeq, a predicted model, not a curated record